Messenger RNA from Musca vetustissima, 981 nucleotides. RefSeq lists its product as uncharacterized. Lineage: Eukaryota; Metazoa; Arthropoda; Insecta; Diptera; Muscidae. The record is from RefSeq and is a predicted model, not a curated record. The coding region runs from base 1 to 981 and encodes 326 amino acids. The transcript is spliced from 2 exons.
AUGAACUACUCCUCCGAGAACACGGAUUUGAAACGUCUACUCACAUCGUGGCACUGUGAAAUACUUUACAAUUUGUUUCGUGAUGAAGAAAUUUCCAUUGAAGAGCUGAAACUCAUUAAAAAUCGCCACCUUCGACAGUUGUUAAAAAAUUACAAAAUGGGUGUACGAAUACGUUUCGAACAUUAUUUUGAAAUAUGGCGAAAUCGUAUUGGAAUACCAUUUCAAGGUGAAGAAGACUCUAAAUGUUCCUGUAACUGUAAAACCGAACGUUUGGCAAAUAUAACUUACAAUGGACAUGCGAUGUUAUACGAAACAAUACCCAAAGAACCCAUGCCGAUUGAAGGCCCCCAACCUGCAAUUAAACCCCCAACAUUUUCACAGGAAAAUAUUAAUAUUCAAAAUCAAGAAAUUCUUCCCAAAUAUGAAUUGCGUUCCGCAACACAACGACGUUUCGCCGAUGAUACUAUGCAAUCGGAUAAUGACGAUGGUAGUACCCAUGGUGGCGAUCCUUUGCGCCAUAAAAUCCCCUGUCCCUAUAAUUUACCACAAAUCCUGCAAAUGUCUGGAGAUCGUGGCAUAGCCAUCGUUAAAUAUUAUGAACAGCAUCAGGGUUUCACCACUUCUCAGCGAUCGGAACUUAUACGAGUCAUUUGUGAUUUCUUUGAAGAACAUGAAUAUAAUCUAUCGCUGCAAAUUAGCUAUAAAUUGGAGCGGGAAAUUUUCCAAAUGUUCCCCAGUGAAAAGUUGCAGUAUUAUCGUACGGAAAAGCGGGGUAAAAUCUAUGUCCGAUUUGUGAAUAUGAAAAGGAUGCGAAAACAGCGUAGCGAACGAAAUAUUGAAACGCACACUACUACUCCACAACGUGAUGUGGCGGGGAAAUUGGAUGAGACAUAUGAAGAUGAAAAUAUGACAAAUUUCGAUGCCUGGUCAGAGGAUGCUGGGGAAAAGGAAGAUAAUGUGAAACCUGAUAUAAAUAAUUAG